AUGAAUCGCAAAUCCCAGCUAGCGCUGCCAAAGAAAGACAUUUCUCCCCACUGUUCCGGCACCCUCGAGGUCCACAGACACCAGGGCAGAAGACAGAAAAUGGCAGCCACCCAAGCGUUAAGGGCGGCCCUUCCAGGCACUUUCAUCCCUGCCCCAAGUCUUACUCCAUGAUGGCCUGUAACAGCACUUCCACUGAGACUUACGAAUGCUUUCUGCUGAACACAAGCAAUGUGUCCGACUCGGGGGCGACCACACUGUCUGCCCCCCUCAGGGUCUCGUUGGCAAUAAUGAUGAUGCUGAUGAUCGUGGUGGGAUUCCUUGGCAACACUGUCGUCUGCAUCAUCGUGUACCAGAGGCCAGCCAUGCGCUCCGCCAUCAACCUGUUGCUGGCCACCUUGGCCUUCUCGGACAUCAUGCUGUCCUUAUGCUGCAUGCCCUUCACUGCUGUCACCCUGAUCACCGUCAAGUGGCACUUUGGGGAUUACUUCUGCCGGCUCUCUGCCACACUCUACUGGUUUUUCGUCCUGGAGGGCGUGGCCAUCCUGCUGAUCAUCAGCGUGGACCGUUUCCUCAUCAUCGUCCAGCGCCAGGACAAGCUGAAUCCGCGGAGGGCCAAGGUGAUUAUCGCUAUAUCCUGGGCGCUGUCUUUCUGUAUCUCCGUCCCCUCCCUCACAGGCCGGACGUUGGUGCAAGUGCCCACGCGGGCCCCUCAGUGCGUGUUGGGCUACACCGAGCUCCCGGCUGAGCGCGCCUACGUGGUGACGCUGGUGGUGGCUGUGUUCUUCGUGCCCUUCAGCGUCAUGCUUGGCUCCUACGUGGGCAUUCUCAACACGGUGCGGAAGAACGCUGUCCGCGUGCACAACCAAUCCGACAGCCUGGACCUGAGGCAGCUCACCAGGGCCGGCCUGCGGCGGCUCCAGCGGCAGCACCAGGUCAGCGUGGACCUGAGCUUCAAGACCAAGGCCUUCACCACCAUCCUCAUCCUCUUCGUCGGCUUCUCGCUCUGCUGGCUGCCCCACUCGGUCUACAGCCUCCUGUCUGUGUUCAGCCGGCGGUUUUACGACAGCUCGUCCUUCUACGCCACCAGCACCUGUGUGCUGUGGCUCAGUUACCUCAAGUCCGUCUUCAACCCCAUUGUCUACUGCUGGAGAAUCAAAAAGUUCCGCGAGGCCUGCAUCGAGUUGCUACCGCAAACCUUCCAAAUCCUUCCCAAAGUGCCUGAGCGGAUCCGACGGAGAAUCCAGCCCAGCAGGGUCUACGCGUGCAGCGAGAACCAGUCUGCGGUGUAG
Molecule: messenger RNA, 1289 nt
Organism: Trichechus manatus latirostris (Florida manatee)
Lineage: Eukaryota; Metazoa; Chordata; Mammalia; Sirenia; Trichechidae
Gene: GPR45
Product: G protein-coupled receptor 45
Exons: 1
Coding region: 168-1289 (373 amino acids)
Biological process (GO): G protein-coupled receptor signaling pathway
Cellular component (GO): membrane
Molecular function (GO): G protein-coupled receptor activity
Source: RefSeq, a predicted model, not a curated record